Linum trigynum is the source of this 1284-nucleotide messenger RNA. NCBI's taxonomy places the organism in Eukaryota, Viridiplantae, Streptophyta, Magnoliopsida, Malpighiales, Linaceae. The record is from the annotation of a GenBank genome assembly.
AUGUCUUCAGAUUGCAAACACCGCCUCUGGGAGACCAAUGGCUCUGGAGAAACAAUCCAAAUCCGGACAGCAGCCGGCGACGGCGAAGAAGAAGUAGACCGGAUCUCGCACUUACCCGACGAGGUCGUCCAUGAGAUCCUCGCUCGCCUACGCUCGCCAAAGGAAGCUGCAAAAGCCAGCAUCCUGUCCCAAAGAUGGUUUAAGCUCUGGCGAUCAUACCCAAUCCUUGAAUUCCGCGAUACCCAGAUUGAAUCGACGCAAUCGGUGAAGGGAUUCGUUGUCGCCGCCAAGGAAAAGUUCAGUCGUAGAAGCGGCGAUACCCUGAUCUCCAUGGAAGCCGUCCGAAUCAAGUUCAAUGGCGAAAAGAAGUGGCCGGUAGAAAUCUGCUCUGCUUUCCUCGAUGACAUGUUGGAGUUGGCUGCAAACAGAUCUCCCCCGCCCCAAGAGAUUAAUAUUAGAGCCGUCUUUGACAUAAACAGUGACAGAGUUCUCAAUUUCGAUGGUUCGGGGACAUACAGCAUCCCACGGGGCCUAUUGCUACCAAAACACUGUCACCAAUUUCGCCUCAAAGCUCUUAAUUUGGACAACUGCAAUUUUGAUCAGUUCAAGGACAUCAAUAUCGACGUGAACAGUGUCCAUAGUAACCCUUUUGUGAGCAUUGGCAACCCCCUCAGUGUGCUUUCUCAGUACAAAGUCAGGUUCCCCGACGGCGGCGACCGAAUUCUGAAUAGCAUCAUAGCCGGUGGUGCCUCUUGCUUGUGGUGUUUGUACCUGUUCCAUAUUGUGGGGAUUCGGAGGCUUCAGGUUCGGAAUCUUCCCAAUCUGAAGUUCUUGUUGAUUGCCCAAUUCCCAGUGGAGGAUUUAGAGAUUACAGGAGUCCCCUUUAUGGAAGACUUGUACAUCAGUGAUGCACCCUUGGGAGGUGACUUUGUGGUGUCUUCGAUGCAAAAUCUCAAAGGGCUAUCAAUUCAUCGGGCAUGCAAAUUGACAGAGCAGAAGUUCGACGAACUGAUUUCGAAUUCCCUAUCUUUGGAGUCACUUUCUCUGGGAGGUCUUGAUAAAGUACAAAACCUGAGGAUUUUAAACCAUGACAAGCUUUGGAAAGUAGAUCUGACUUCUUGGGAUGAAUUGCAAGUGAUUGAAAUGAAUGCUCCGAAGCUCUGUCAUUUCCGAUACUUCGGAAGGGUUGAUUUGUUUAUUAAAAUCUUAGUCGGGGCUAGUAAUUAUCGCAAAGAAGUGUCAAUGGAAAGAUGUUCGGGAGAAGUUGCCUAUUCCAAAAAUUGA